This is a messenger RNA of Aspergillus eucalypticola CBS 122712, 766 nucleotides long. Its product is annotated as TRAPP subunit TRS20. Gene Ontology annotation, cellular component: nucleus; cytoplasm; TRAPP complex. Bases 58 to 639 code for a protein of 193 amino acids. The transcript is spliced from 2 exons. Gene Ontology annotation, biological process: endoplasmic reticulum to Golgi vesicle-mediated transport. The record is from RefSeq and is a predicted model, not a curated record. NCBI's taxonomy places the organism in Eukaryota, Fungi, Ascomycota, Eurotiomycetes, Eurotiales, Aspergillaceae.
CCGCAACACCACCACAGGACAACAACCCCAAGAACCCAAGAAUCAGGCAAAACAAAAAUGUCCUACUACUUCACAAUCCUCUCCCCGACGGACGUCCCCUUGUUCAACAUCGCCUUCGGCACAUCCAAGUCCGGGGGCGACGGGAUCGCCCGUUUCCGAUUCCCGGAUACAGCGCAGUACAUGAACCAGUUUAUUAUCCAUUCGAGUUUGGAUAUUGUUGAGGAGGCGCAGUGGAUGAAUGGGAAUAUGUACUUAAAACACAUCGACACCUACCCCCCCGCAUCAGCAUACAUCUCCGCGUUCUUGACCCCCUCCGGGGCAAGGUUCCUUCUUCUGCAUCAGCCGCCUCAAUUAGCGUCGAAUAGCGGUCAGGGCGCCGGUGGGAGUGGUUCGAUGGGCGGGUCGAUGUCCGGGUCGUUGUUGUUGGGGUCUGCGGGCGGGUCGUCGCGCGCGUCGGCGAGCUCGAUAGCUAAUAAUCCGACGUCGCCGCAGACGGAGGAGGCGGUGCGGCAGUUUAUGACUGAGGUGUAUGAGAAUUAUGUGAAGACGGUGAUGAGUCCGUUUUAUAGGCAGGGGAUGGAGAUUAAGAGUCCCGUGUUUAGGGGGAGGGUUACGGCUGCGGGGAGGAAGUGGUUAUAGGGUUGAGAUGUUUUUGUUGUUGUUGCUGUUGAUUUGUUGUUUAUGGGUUGGUCUUGGUUGGGUUGAGGCGUUUAGUGGUUACUGCUCUCUCUACAUGGUGUUUGGAAGAUACCAGAUUCUAUUCAAU